AUGGCUACUGACUGGCAAUCCGAGUAUAUCAUCCCGCAGAACCAGCCAACCCUAGAAGGUGUUGGAGCUCACUCAAACCGGGCUCUACGGAACACCUCUGGAAAUGCACAGUCAUAUUCUGACAGCAUAGGGAACAGCAAUCCCCCGGGCCGGGAGGAGCAUCUCCAGCAUUUGGGUUACAAGUAUACUUACCCUCCGGUUCCUUUCAAUCCUCAGCCAGUUCCUGCUCCUGUCAGGUACUGCGAUCCCCAAAUCUACCACCGGCUCCAGCAAAGGAAGAUCCGGCGUCAACACUCGGUGGGCCCGAACGCAUCUAGCUCUAGGAGAGGAAGGAGUUACCUCAAUUCCCAAAAGUAUCUGGAGUACCGGGCCCGGCCUCGGCGGGACACUGGCAAGGAUGGAGAACCAGUAUGGUCGGACCAGCUUGAAGAUGCUUUCCAGAAAGCCCUAGAAGCAAACCCCCCAAUGGGCAGGAGAAAGUGGUCCGAACGAGGAAAGUCAUUUGGUCGCAAUGAACUCAUUGCCAAGUACAUCUUCAAUGAGACUGGCAAGAAGAGAAGUAGGAAGCAAGUCUCUAGUCACCUGCAGGUUCUCGACUCUUUCUUGAAAGGUGACCCGGACUGGGAAAGACUUGUCCGAGAAGACACAAAGGGUUCGAACAGCCAGCACCAGUCAACUGGGCCAAGGUCAAGAAGUUCAAUGGACUAUCCAUUCUCCAGCCACCGCAGCAAUCCCGUCCAUGCUUCGUUUUCGGAUCUCAGGUCAACACCUUCUUACGCGGGGACAGAACCACCUUUCGCGAUGAAUUCUUCCAUGCACGAUACACGUCUUAACGUGGUCCAGGGCAUCAAUUUCAACAUGUAUCUCAGCCCACAGGAAGAUGGUCGCGUGGAGUCCGCCUUCCAUAUGUACACUCGACAGGGGAAUCCCCAGCGACCUGUUGCACCCCCCAGAGCCCUUGAUAGCAUCGUGAACUGGCCGGGAACAUUUCCCCAUCUCAAGGAAUUGCUUGACGAUACAAACAAUUCUCUGGACAGCGACAUCAUCCUGUUGGAGUCCAACCUCGAAUUAGCGAAUGAAUUCCCCCCGCCGGGCUCAAAAAUUGGAGCAAGCUUGGAAUUAGACUUCAAGCAUCCGAACACGCGACAUGUUCAUAUGGUCGAUCAGAUGAAAGACUGGAAGUACAGCACCUACCUGUAUCAAGGCGGCCAACUAAUCAACGACAAGCAUUUUUCCUCCGAUGGACCAAUCACCACUAAAGCCAGGAUCUUUUUCAUCCCCGAGUGGUGGGGGGCACUGUUCAAGGACCUGAUGGUAGAGAGACAAAAUUUUGAGAGAAAUGGUCAAUAUCAAGAGGGUUAUGAGCAUACCAGAAAGUACUUGGCUCAGCUAUCAGCAGUCCAGGUGAUCCGAGCGAUUCCUAAGUCUCCACGACUCUCCGGCCAAUACAUGGGGGAUAAUUAUGAAAAACCAGUUGCUGUUCUACUCUGGAAGUUUCGGCAAACACGACCUCAAGAGGUUGGUACGACCACAUGGACACGAUUGGUCCCGCCCCCUGCGCGGAUUCCGGCAAGCAGCCCACGACCAGCAACGGGAACUGGCUCCCUCUCAUUCGACUCGAUAUUGAGCAGACCGAUCCAACCCAGCUACCAACUUCCUCAGCCGCACGAGAUUCUUCACCCCAGCAGCACUGCCCAUUCACACUGGCCGUUGUAUGAACCACCCCAGGAUAACAUCCCCACCAUGUUUAGCACUGCCGAGCCUUUCGACUUGCUGGGCCCGAUUUCCAAGCCCGAAGAUAGCUUUGGUAACAAGCCUGCGGUGACUGCAGUACUAGAAUUCCCCAAUUCGCAACCGGAAACUAGCCAGCCGCUCAAUAUCCACACCUCCAGCGGUGGAUCUUCCAUGAUGAAUGUCGUCAACGAUCUUUCUUUGCCUCAUCCUAAUUUCACGACAUCUCCCAUAGGCCAUGAGACCAAUUACAUGCCUUCUCAGCAUGAUGUCAGUUUCCAUGACAGCAACAGUGUUCUGAACACUUUCUUUGGACCUGGGGCACACUCUAUCAACGAAAUCGGCCACAGCGAUGUGUCUUGGCCGACAACCACCACCGCUAUUCCCAGUGAUGUUGGUGACAACUACAGUCACAUUCCGUUCCACACUUCUGAACAUCAGGUACCAGUAUCCAGAGAGAUGCCCCAAAGUAACAGCUUCGAAAGCUAUUUACCGCAAGAUGAAUGGAUAAAGAUUGUGGGCAGCAUGCCCGACGACCCUAGCAUGCAUGGGGCAGGUACCGAUCAUGCUACUUCUUAUGCGGACGCCGGCACGGUUGAAGCCAUUUAA
This is a messenger RNA of Aspergillus wentii DTO 134E9, 2340 nucleotides long. It is a transcript of the gene abaA, whose product is annotated as transcription factor AbaA. Gene Ontology annotation, biological process: regulation of transcription by RNA polymerase II. Gene Ontology annotation, molecular function: RNA polymerase II cis-regulatory region sequence-specific DNA binding; DNA-binding transcription factor activity, RNA polymerase II-specific. Gene Ontology annotation, cellular component: transcription regulator complex. Bases 1 to 2340 code for a protein of 779 amino acids. Lineage: Eukaryota; Fungi; Ascomycota; Eurotiomycetes; Eurotiales; Aspergillaceae. The record is from RefSeq and is a predicted model, not a curated record. The transcript has 3 exons.